CGGAGAGAGGAUGGAGAGUCAAAACCUGUCCGUCGGCCAGGUGGCUGCCAUUAUUGGACUGGGCAUUGGUGCAGUGCUUAUCAUACACGGGGGAGACCCACUGGACUCAAUGGGACAGGGGUAUCCGAUGUGGAGGAAAACUGGGCUAAUUGGCGCUCCAGCACGGGCUGUGGUUUGCAUAAUCGCCGGAGUCACUCUCCUUGCCAUGGGCUGGCUGUAUAGGCUGCUGUUCUGCCCCCUGGAGCUGCUCAGAGCCCCUGAUGAUGUGGGAUACAUCGCCGAUGAUGGUCGCUCCCGGGCCCGGGCUGCAAACGACGUCCGCCGCAGGAGGAAAAUCGGGGAGCUUCCUCCCGUGUAUCCAAACGGCUGGUACCGAGUGCUGGACUCACACAUGCUGGAGAGGGGAGAUGUAAAAAAUGUCUCUGUGCUAGGUGAACAGGUGGCAGUGUUUCGGGGCCAGGAUGGGAAGGCGCACGUGGUGGACGCCUACUGUCCUCAUCUGGGUGCCAACUUGGCUGUCGGAGGACGGGUGGUAGGGGACUGCUUAGAGUGCCCGUUUCACGGAUGGAAGUUUCGGGGCGAGGACGGCAAGUGUGUCAGGAUCCCCUAUGCAGAGAAAGUGCCAGAGUUUGCCAAGGUGCGCCGUUGGCCCAGCUGUGAGGUGAACGGCCUGAUCCUGGUUUGGUUUCACUGUGAUGGAGAAGAUCCUCAGUGGACUGUCCCAGAGCAGCAUGAAAUUACAAAGGGCCAGUGGGUCUAUCGGGGAAGGACCGAACAUUUUAUCAACGCCCACAUAGAGGAGAUUCCUGAGAACGCAGCCGACGUCGCCCACCUGGCUCACCUCCACACGCCGGGCAUCGUCAGCGGAGUGGAUCUGCGCUACACCAACAGCAAAACCUGGGAGUUUGUGCGACACGACUGGAAGGUCCACUGGGAGCCGGAGGCAGAGCCUAACAAGCAUUGCUCUACGAUGUUGGUGAAACAUGCUCUGACCGUAUUCGGACGCCAUUGGCCUCUGCUGGAUGCCGACGUCGUGGCCCGACAGGUUGGCCCAGGAGUGGUGUUUCUGGUCUUUGACCAUGGUUUCCUGGGCCAGGGUCUGAUCAUGCACUGUGUGACCCCAGUGGAGCCCCUGCUGCAGUGUGUCUCCCACACCAUCUUCUACCAGUCUAACAUCCCGCCACUGGUGCCCAAAUUCGUCCUCAGAGCAGAGUGUAUUCAGUUUGAACGGGACGUGAUGAUCUGGAAUAAUAAGAAGUACGUCUCCAAGCCUCUGCUUGUAAAGGAGGACUCGGCCAUCCUUAAGCACAGGCGCUGGUUCAGUCAGUUCUACAGUGACAACAGCCCUCGGCUGCACUACCAGCAUGACACUCUGGACUUCUGACCUCCGCUGUGGACGAGUGGAGAGAGUCACGAAGGAGGACUGGGGAGAAGGGACGGGGGCAGCGCUGAGGCAGCAUUAAUCAAAUGUCUCAGAGGCGGCAGACAAGGACUGAUUUUUACCUGUCAGACCAUAAUAAAUUGGAGCGUGUAGGAGGCCUGGCCCACUCAUGAGAUGGGGUAAUGGCUUCUUUUGAACAUGCCUAAACUCUAACAAUAUAACAUGUAAAACCUCUUUUACUCUGUCCUGUUUAAACAAAUAUCUUUCCAGCCUCAUAUACGAUAAGUGCCUAAUGCUGUUAUAUUCGCCUAUUUUGGAUCGGUGGGACAGGAUGAUAGCAGUGUUUCUGAUUCAGUGGAUUGAGCCCAUAAAUGUGAAAAAGUGAAGACCCAUUGCUAGUGACCACAGCAAGCAAUACUGAAAAAACAAAACAAAAAACACCAGAAUUGCCUAGCCUUGUAAAUAAGAGAAGACCAUUAGAUUGUCAAAAACCGUGUUACUCUGCAAAAUGUGGAUAAUUAUUCAGAAUAUGCUGUGAUAUAUAUUGACAAUAACAGUCGUGUGCUUUUUGAGCUAAUGUAUGCAUCCCAUUCUGCCGCAUGCUUCAUAUAGACUCAGUAAAAUUCCAUCAACCCUCUUUGCUCUGCCACCUGGCUUUAGUUUGAUCAGUGCAGCCGGAGGCACCACUGACGCAUAGCUAUGUUGGGAAAUGGGUCAGUGAGGAUGCCUCUGUUGCUGCAGUAUAACUCAUGAUACAUGACACCUUUUCACCUUGUCCGAUUUAGAAAAUAUUAAUCUGAGCUUUGCAGGUUGCAUUCAGGUUCGCUCUUUAAUGUUUAACCAAACUGGACUACCUGCCUCAAUUUCAGGUAACCCGUGGGUGUGUUUAUUUUCCGAGGGACAUCUCAGGUUGCUCAACAGUCAGCUGAUAGUCGUGAUUUUGCAUUUUGCUCAAAUUGCCUCGGCGGUGUGCAAUGACAGAUUGUUGAAAAAACUACGAUUGCUAUCAUUUCUAAGUUGGAAAAAAGUAAAUCCUAUUCAGUCCUAUUCAGUGUUUAAAUCAAUAUUUUAUUGUAUUGAGACUUUUUUACUCGUUUUCUUGAGGCGUGAUGUUCUCAUGAAAGAAGUUGAAGUAAUUUUUUUUCCCAAGGCAUUGGCACUUAUUUCCAAAAAACUAAUGAAUCAACUUGAAAUUCAUCAAAACAAGUAUAAUAAUCAAACCAAUGGCCGAUCGUUUCUUUUGUUUUCAGAAAAUUCAAGGCGUGAUGAAAAUCUGUGAGAUG
Molecule: messenger RNA, 2664 nt
Organism: Myripristis murdjan (pinecone soldierfish)
Lineage: Eukaryota; Metazoa; Chordata; Actinopteri; Holocentriformes; Holocentridae
Product: cholesterol 7-desaturase
Exons: 7
Coding region: 11-1384 (457 amino acids)
Biological process (GO): cholesterol metabolic process
Cellular component (GO): cytoplasm
Molecular function (GO): 2 iron, 2 sulfur cluster binding; oxidoreductase activity
Source: RefSeq, a predicted model, not a curated record